Messenger RNA from Alligator sinensis (Chinese alligator), 2425 nucleotides. It is a transcript of the gene NOTUM, whose product is annotated as notum, palmitoleoyl-protein carboxylesterase. The record is from RefSeq and is a predicted model, not a curated record. Lineage: Eukaryota; Metazoa; Chordata; Crocodylia; Alligatoridae. Bases 1 to 1377 code for a protein of 458 amino acids. Gene Ontology annotation, molecular function: hydrolase activity. The transcript has 12 exons.
AUGGCGCCGGAGCUGUGUCCUCCCUUAAAUCUGGGAGCACCUGUCCUGGGUCCCGUCGCAGGCACAGCACUCAUUCCUCCUCCGGCUCCAGCCCAGCGGCUCAGGCCCCGGCUGCGGGCGUGGGUCGAUCCCCGGGCCCGGCCGGCCGGCGCUCUGGGCUGCUCGGCGCCAGCACCGGGGAACCAGGCAGCUUCCUCCAGGCCAGGCAGCUACUACCUCAAAGAAUCAAAAGGCAGUAGACGGUGGCUGCUGUUCCUGGAAGGUGGAUGGUACUGCUUCAACAGAGAGAACUGCAAUACCCGCUAUGAUACAAUGAGGAGGCUGAUGAGCUCCAACGAGUGGCCUCUCACCAAAACUGGAACUGGGAUCCUGUCAUCACAGCCAGAAGAAAACCCGCACUGGUGGAAUGCAAACAUGGUAUUCAUCCCCUAUUGCUCAAGCGACGUUUGGAGUGGUGCCUCUUCCAAGUCGGAAAAAAGUGAAUAUGCCUUCAUGGGAGCUCUCAUCAUACAAGAGGUUAUAAAGGAGCUGGUGGGAAAAGGCCUUAGCAAUGCAAAGGUGCUGCUGCUGGCAGGAAGCAGUGCUGGGGGGACUGGAGUGCUUCUGAAUGUGGAUCGAGUAGCAGAACAGCUGGAGGAGAUGGGUUAUCAAGGAAUUCAGGUUCGAGGGUUGGCAGACUCUGGCUGGUUCCUGGACAAUAAACAGUAUCGUAGAACUGACUGUAUUGAUACCAUAACCUGUGCCCCCACAGAAGCCAUCAGGAGAGGAAUCAGGUACUGGAAUGGCAUUGUUCCUGAACGCUGCAGAGUGCAAUUUAAGGAAGGAGAGGAGUGGAAUUGCUUCUUUGGCUAUAAAAUUUAUCCCACUCUUCGAUGUCCUGUCUUUGUGGUACAGUGGCUCUUUGAUGAAGCCCAGCUCACUGUAGACAAUGUGCAUCUAACUGGACAGCCGGUCCAGGAGGGCCAGUGGCUCUACAUCCAGAACCUGGGUCGGGAGCUGAGGAAUACCCUGAAGGAUGUGGCUGCUAGCUUUGCUCCAGCCUGUUUGUCCCACGAGAUCAUUACACGCAAUCACUGGACAGACAUCCAGGUGAAAGGGACCUCCUUACCUCGCGCCCUGCACUGCUGGGACCGCAGCCUCCAUGAGAGCAACAAAAAUGGGAAAGCCCCUCUGAAAGGGUGCCCAAUCCAUCUGAUUGACAGCUGCCCGUGGCCCCACUGUAACCCCUCCUGCCCUACCAUCCGGGACCAGUUCACAGGGCAGGAGAUGAACGUGAUACAGUUCCUUAUGCACAUGGGCUUUGAUGUCCAGAAGAUGGCACAGCAGCAGGGCCUGGAGCCCAGUAAACUCCUGGGGAUGCUGAGCAGUGGUAGCUAGGAGGGUCCAGCGUGAAGAGGUGGACUGACCAGAUCAGGAGGAGCCUCUAAGUCCCUCUCCCAGCCCUGCUAGCCCCCUCUCAAUCUCACACAGACAUGCUUACAUACACACAUGCGCGCUCACUUGCACACUUAGGAUGUGUCAAGAAAAAAUGAAUGGAUUCUUGCUUACGCUAUUGGACUAAAUAACUCGUUACCUCUACACUCCGUGGCCCUGUCUUGGCCAGCCAGAAGCUCCUUCCACGUUACACAAGGUGGCCUGGUGCAGAUGGCAGCAAAGCCAUAAACCCCAGUGGUGAGAACCUUCCUCAGAGCUAAGAGGCUUUUACCCUUGCCAUGAAUUUUUCACAUCACAGACUUACUACACGUGGUGAAAAAAAGCACUGGAUUUCUUUGUCCAAUUAGAAAUGAAGGAACGAUCACAUGACUUCCUGGAGGUCUGCAAAUCAUAAUGUAAUACAACUACACCCAAGGACACAUGCUAGGAAUGGACGCUUAUACUCAAUUUACUUCUUUAUUAUUUUAUAAGAUGACUUUUUUAUUACUUAAUUUUUUUAAAAAAUAAGCAAGAAAUAUAAAAUUAAUGAUAUUGUUUUGUAACAUAUUUUUUUUAAAUAAUGAAAAACCUCUUGCUACUUUGGCAAUGUGGACAUAUUUAUUUUAGUAUGUAAAUGAUAUUUAUAAGAGCUGAAUGGAGAACUGCUCACAUGUCUUUGUAAAGUUGUAAAUGCUGCUUUGUUGGAUGGGUUUUCCUUGUGAUUGCUUGUGUUUGGGAGAGGGCCGAGGGCAGUAUUGACAUUAUUAUAAUUACUAGACUCCCAUGUUUUCCUUGCUGUAUGUUGUUAUUGUUGCUUUUGGAACGGAAAGGCUGUAGCACGGUCCAAGCACAGGGCCUUCUGCUCGGACUCAGUCCUUCCCUGCCUCCCUACACAGCGCCCGCACCUGGAGGGGCACUGUGUGCAAUGAACUCCGGUUACUGCUUCUCCACCCGGGUCACUGUCCUAGCAGGAGAGAGGGGAAGACGUUCCAUGUGGGUGGAUAGUCUGAAU